Molecule: messenger RNA, 2058 nt
Organism: Pseudogymnoascus sp. WSF 3629
Lineage: Eukaryota; Fungi; Ascomycota; Leotiomycetes; Thelebolales; Thelebolaceae
Source: the annotation of a GenBank genome assembly
AUGAGCUGCAAGCUGCUGCGGCGGCCCUACCGUGCAUUUUCCUUGCAUCAGGGCCUGAGAGUCCCGUUGAAUCCACGGGCCAUUAGUACGAGGGGAUUCGCCUCUCUGUCGCCAGAUCCCAAUGCGAAUCCAUACGAUGUAAUUGUCAUCGGCGGAGGCCAUGCAGGAUCGGAAGCAUGCGCAGCUGCUGCGAGGUCUGGUGCGCGCACUGCCCUGAUUACACCGAAGCUGGACAACAUAGGCGUAUGUUCAUGUAAUCCGAGUUUCGGUGGGAUUGGGAAGGGUACUAUGAUAAGAGAGAUUGAUGCUCUGGAUGGCGUGGCAGGGAGAGUUAUUGAUAAGGCUGCUGUGCAAUUCAGAGUGCUGAAUCGGAAAAAGGGCCCAGCUGUUUGGGGCCCGCGAGCACAAAUCGACCGAGACUUAUACAAAAAACACAUGCUGGAUGAGUUACAAGGAUACCCGAACCUUUCCAUAGUUCCCGGGAGUGUCGCGGAUAUUAUCGUCUCGAAGGAAACUCUAGACGGCCAACCAUCCUCGAAAAUAACUGGAGUAAGACUUGAAUCUGGCGAGGUUAUUCCUACCAAUCAGGUCAUCAUAACAACAGGGACGUUUUUAGGUGGUGAAAUUCACAUUGGCCUAGAGUGUUUUCCGUCUGGGCGCAUGGGCGAAGCGGCGACAUUUGGACUCAGCAAGUCACUGAAAGAUGCUGGGUUUAAACUUGGGAGGCUGAAGACCGGAACGCCUCCAAGACUGUCAAGGAGGACCAUCGACUUCAGCACAUUAGAGCAGCAGCCCGGGGAUGACCCUCCGAUGCCGUUUAGCUACCUCAACGACGAGGUGACUGUCAAGGAGCAGAUGUUCUGUUACUCCACAUACACCAAUGAAAAGGCCCACGAUAUUAUCAGGGACAACCUUGACAAGUCUAUUCAUAUCCGGGAGUCUGUCAAGGGCCCUCGAUAUUGUCCAUCGCUAGAGUCGAAAAUAAUAAGGUUUUCGGACAAAACGAGCCAUAUAAUCUGGCUCGAGCCGGAAGGAUUUGACAGCGAUGUCAUCUAUCCCAAUGGGAUUUCUAUGACCGUUCCAGCCGAGGCCCAGGAACAAAUGCUUAAGACUAUACGCGGGUUGGAAAACGCUACAAUGUUGCAGCCUGGUUACGGAGUUGAAUAUGAUUAUGUCGACCCAAGGAACUUGAAGUCGACUCUAGAAACGAAGUCUAUAGGCGGGUUGUUUUUGGCUGGCCAGAUCAACGGAACUACAGGGUAUGAAGAAGCUGCUGCACAAGGAAUUGUCGCUGGGAUCAACGCUGGUUUAAUUUCCCAGGGCCGGGAGCCGAUGAUUUUGUCAAGAAGCGACGGCUACAUAGGCAUUAUGAUUGAUGACCUAAUAACGAAGGGCGUAUCGGAACCAUACCGGAUGUUCACAUCACGAAGUGAAUAUAGGAUGAGCGCUCGCGCGGACAACGCGGAUUUGAGGCUCACUCCUAAAGGGCGUGCGGCUGGAGUCGUGAGUGAUGCGCGGUGGUCCACCUUCCAGGAUAUAUCCAGCCAAAUGAACGAGCUGGAACAGAUUCUUCGCGCUGAUAUACGCUCUGGCCCAGCCUGGAUCGACGACGGAUUCGAAGUUACGAAAGAUACAACUAAAAGAAGCGCAUUUGACAUUUUGCGUCGUGCCGGGAUGAGCAUAGACAGGCUGUCGAACAAAAUACCAGAUGUGCUGAAGUACACCAAAGCGAUACAGGAUCGGGUUGGAAUCGAAGCGGUGUAUGCACCGUACAUUGCCCAACAGACAGCUUCAAUGAAGGUCUUUCAAAUAGAUGAACAACUGCAACUUCCAGUUGAUUUGGACUACGGCAAGGUCCAUGGCAUAUCCAUGCACGAGAGGUCUCUUUUAGAAGCCACGAGGCCUGAGUCUGUCGGCCAAGCUCGGAGGAUUGAGGGCAUGACUCCGACGGGUUGCUUGAGGCUCCUGGCCCACGUACAGAACACUCGCAAACGUGAAGCCAGGGCUAUUUUAUAUGAAGAGAAUACGGCUAAUAAAAGGAGGGUCGCCGGCUUGUAA